CAAAGAUGACAGGUCUAACUGUCAGAAAAUACAAAUAAUACAUUUCAAAAUAGUUCAUAAUUGACUGACAUGGAUGCUUCUGAAUGUUCUGUGUUAUCGGAAGCAUUUGAUGUGCUUUCAUCCCACGCCAAAGAUUUGUAUUUAGACAAAAUUAUAUGCCAGCUUUUCUCACUGCCAAGCACAAUUGAAUUUACACGUGAUUAUGUAGCAAAAAACAGACCCGUAGUUAUUCGUGGGGCUUGUUCAAAAUGGGAAGCUUGCAAUAAAUGGAACUCAGACUAUUUACGAAACAUAAGUGGCAACAAGUUCGUUUCUGUAGCGGCUACGCCGAAUGGAUUGGCCGAUGGGAUUGCAACAAAAAUGCCGGAGAACAAGGAAUAUUUUGUAUUACCUGAAGAAAGAAGGAUGAAAAUGUCCGAGUUUCUAGAUAAAUUGAGUGUGAGUGAUGAUGAUCAAAUUUUGUACAUUCAAAAACAAAAUUCAAAUCUUUCUGAAGACUUCCCAGAGUUAAUGUCUGAUAUUGAUGUAAACACCCUUAAAUUCGCGUAUGAAGCAUUCAAUAAAAACCCCGAUGCAAUUAAUUUUUGGAUGGGUGAUUCAAGGUCUAUUACAUCGUUACACAAAGAUCCAUACGAGAAUAUUUAUUGUGUUAUCUCCGGCUACAAAGAUUUCAUUUUAAUUUCACCAACUGAUUAUCCUUUCAUAAAACGUUCAAAAUAUCCGCUCGGAAUUUAUAAAACCGAAAAUGGCAAAAUCCAAAUUGAUCCUGUUACUACGGGUGAGAAGAUAGAAUGGUGCUCUAUUGACCCGUUAAAUCCAAAUUUGGAAAAGUUCCCAGAAUUUAAGAAAGCAUCUCCAAUCACUGUACGAGUCAACGAAGGUGAUAUUCUAUAUUUGCCAAGUUUAUGGUAUCACCAUGUACAACAAAGUCAUAAAUGCAUAGCGAUUAAUUUUUGGUUCGAUAUGGAUUACGAUUCACGCUAUUGUUAUUAUAAAUUUAUAGAAAAACUGUGUGGAAAUGGAGAAUAAAUAUAUUCAAAAUGUAUCAUAUCAAAAAUGACAAUAAAAAAAGUGUGGUUAGAAUUAUCAAGUUUCAAA
Messenger RNA from Contarinia nasturtii (swede midge), 1098 nucleotides. It is a transcript of the gene JMJD7, whose product is annotated as bifunctional peptidase and (3S)-lysyl hydroxylase Jmjd7. Lineage: Eukaryota; Metazoa; Arthropoda; Insecta; Diptera; Cecidomyiidae. The coding region runs from base 70 to 1029 and encodes 319 amino acids. Gene Ontology annotation, molecular function: 2-oxoglutarate-dependent dioxygenase activity. The transcript is spliced from 5 exons. The record is from RefSeq and is a predicted model, not a curated record.